Plectropomus leopardus (leopard coralgrouper) is the source of this 3101-nucleotide messenger RNA. RefSeq names its product ankyrin repeat domain 9 (gene ankrd9). The record is from RefSeq and is a predicted model, not a curated record. Lineage: Eukaryota; Metazoa; Chordata; Actinopteri; Perciformes; Serranidae.
GACACGGGAGAACAUGCAAACUCUGCACAGAAGGCCCCCGCUGCUCUCAGACAGGGUAGGAGAACUGUGUGUUAAAAAUGUAGGAAAACCACAGUGAAAGACAUGUAGGAAAAGAACAGUGGCCAACAUGUAGAAAAACUACCGUGGACAACGUAUAAAAGAAUCACAGUGGCUGAUAUGUAGGAGAAAUAAGUAGCCUAUUUGUAGGAGAACUAUGGUGGCCGACGUGUUAGAGAUCUGUGGUUGCAGAUGUUAAAAUGUGAAAGUCCCUGUCUAGAGUCAGUGUUUGAUUUUUCUGGUGUGAACUACAGGAGAAAAACACAGAAGAGGAGCAGCUCCAUAAAGAAAACCCACUGUUUUUUUUUUCUUCAGGGGCCGGUUGCACGCCUGGUCUUAAGCUAAGUCGGUCUUAACUUGGCAUUCUAAGUCCGACCUGACAGUUACGCCGGUUGCACGAACAGGGCUUAUGCCUUCUCCUGGUAAGACUGGUCGUAAAUCUUGCGCCUUCAGGAGGAGACUUAAAGUUAGAAUCGAGGCCAUCGCUAUUGCAACAACAUUAGACAUUUCAAUCUAAAACUGUUAAUGGCGGCUCGCCUCAUCUACGACUGUAUGGCGAGCAGGCAUUUAGACGGGAGAGAGUUAUACGGGACCGAAGAAAUCCACUGGACAUAUACAGCGAUGAGGAUCUGAGAGCCCAGAGCUGUCACCGGACCUGCCGUUUGUGUCGGACCGCAACGCAGCACUGUCGCCAACGCUGCAGCACUUCGUUUUUAUGAAAACAGUGCUUUUCAAAACAAUGUCGGAGACAUCUGCAGAGCGUCACUGAGCCGCCGCCCUCCACAGUGUAUUGAUUAGGCAUCAUUUCUGCCAGUCUUCUGGCAUCCCUGACUGAUGUCCCCCUCAUAUCGCUGUAGACGGAUGUUUUCGGGAGAGGACCCUCACCAGUUGGGUGAUUUUUUUUCAUGGACUCAUCUUUCUUCGUCUUGCUGAGAAGAUCCUUCCUCUUCUUUCUCACAUCCAACCCAGAGCGAAGGCAGCCCGAGUCCCACAGUCAUUUACUGCGUCCGCUGUAGUUUUCCAACAUAACUGUUUUUUCUUAUUUGUGAUUAUGUUGGACCACUUGGCAGUCAGCAUUGUCCUGUACAGGCUAUACAAUUCAGUCAAUUCUCUAAUUUCAAUGUCGGUGAAAUUUCCUUUCCGUUUCCUUUUGAUCUUCCAUUGCUGCAGCAAGAUGAGCGAAACUAAGACAGCGAGAGACUUAACAGCGUAUCCCAGCAACGCACGCUGCUAGGCUGUAGCCAUAGUGACGUGACCGCGUGUAGUUAAGACUAAGCUUGUGUUCUGUUGGUGGAGUCCUUUAAGACUGGACUUAGAUAAGACAGACUCAGGAGUUAAGACCAGUCUUAGUUAAGCCCCAGGUGAUUAUUAAUGAGUGAAAACAGGUUUGAAUCUUAAAUUUCUGUCACUAGGCGCCCCUAAAUCACUCUAACCUUCAAAACUCAAAACGACCAAAAGGAUUUAAAAAGACCCAAUCAGCUGAUCUCUCACAGAGACAGAGUUGUUGACUGUCUUCAUUACAUAAACUGCAGCCAUUUCAAGGCCACUAUGUUCACUAUGUGUGUUAUGUGAGACCCCCCCACCCCUUCCCGUCCCCACUCCAAAAACAAACGUCCACACAUGGAGCUGCAGUGACGAAGGACAGGCUAUAAAAGAGUGUCUGUGCUGAGGACGGGGGUUUGACUGAGAGACAGUUUGUGUCUGAACAGGAUCAGUCGGGGACUCCGUCUCCUACAGACCAGGUGUGUCUCGUGUCUCCUUCGGGACAAGUGUGUCUCGUGUCUCCUUCAGGACAGGUGUGUGUCUCUCUGGGUGUCUCGUCAUGCCGUGGCUGCUGUCCUCUCAGUCGGAGCGUCUGUCUUCGUCUCCAUCUGAGCGUCAGUGCGAGCGGACGUCGUUCUCCUUCUACUGUGCUGUGCGGGAGCAGCUGCCGGUCUGGCUGCUGGAGGACAUGCGCAGUAUGGAGGUCUUCAGUUGGGAGGACGGACACCCACGCGCCUUCCUGCCGUCCGAGGCGCUGCUGUACGCACUGAUACAUGACCACCAGGACUACGCACGCUAUCUGCUCGACAAGUACUCUCUGAGCGCGCUCAGACCGCCACGCUGCAGCUUCUGCUGCUGCCGCAGUAGCGGCGCUCAGCACCUGACCAUGGCGGUGCGCUACGACCGCGUGUCGAUCCUCGGCAUGAUGGUGGAGACUCUGAAGGACUGCGACUCACAGAGCGCGCAGCGGGACUACUUGGAUAGCUGCGGCGGCUGCUCACACGUGGCGGAUGCAGGGAAGACGGCGGUGCAGCUGGCGGUGGAGCUGUCGCGGCCCGAGUGUCUGCUGCUGCUGUUGGUUCACGGCGCGCCGCCUGCCGGACUCGACAGUGCGCUGCAGCGACUCGUCUCCUCCGAAGAGAUGGACCGCCGCCAUGCACAGCGCUGCCUUGACUUCCUGCUGCUCUUCCUGCCUGAGCCGCCGACGUUGCGCUGCCUACGGGAUGAGCCGCAUCGCUGGCAAAGCCUGCUGGGAAAAGAAGUGUUCAGCUGGCUGUGCGGUCUGGCCCCACCCCCUCUCUUGCUGCAGGCGCUCAGGUGUUUGGCUCGAUCCGGCCCCGCCCAGAUCAGCGCCUUGCCGAACUUCCUGCAGCCGCACAGCUGGCAGUGACAUCAUCUGUCACCGUGGAAACACUGCAGGACUGCUGCGAUUGGACGGUACAUUGAUGAUGUAAAUAAAAUAUAAAUAAAGACUGAAAAAAACUGAUCAACGAUCAGUUGAUCGGUGAUCAAUACGGCUGAAGAGGACACUCUUCUGCUUUCUGUCAGAUAAAAACAGGACAAUAACUGUGGAGGUCGUCUCUCAGUGGGGGACACCAAACAUCCCAUCAUCUCAGCUGAUCUGAGGACAAACAGCUGAUCUGAGGACACACGGCUGGUCUGAGGACACACGGCUGAUCUGAGGACAGACGGCUGAUGUGAGGACAGAUGGCUGAUGUGAGGACAGACAGCUGAUCUGAGGACACACGGCUGAUCUAAGGACAGACGGCUGAUCUGAGGAC